Cynara cardunculus var. scolymus (artichoke) is the source of this 1756-nucleotide messenger RNA. RefSeq names its product glutathione gamma-glutamylcysteinyltransferase 1-like. Gene Ontology annotation, molecular function: metal ion binding; glutathione gamma-glutamylcysteinyltransferase activity. NCBI's taxonomy places the organism in Eukaryota, Viridiplantae, Streptophyta, Magnoliopsida, Asterales, Asteraceae. The transcript is spliced from 8 exons. Bases 100 to 1599 code for a protein of 499 amino acids. The record is from RefSeq and is a predicted model, not a curated record. Gene Ontology annotation, biological process: detoxification of copper ion; cellular detoxification of cadmium ion; response to metal ion.
GUUCAAUUACGCGGGUUUUGUUCCGAUCGUCAAUAUACACACGCUUUCCACGAACCCUAGAUCAAAUUCUUCACCUGAUCUUUCCAAAUUUUCUAUCUGAUGGCUAUGGCAGGUUUGUAUAGGAGGGUUCUUCCAUCUCCUCCUGCUAUCGAUUUCUCUUCUUCCGAAGGAAAGCAAUUGUUCAUAGAAGCUAUUCAAGGUGGAACCAUGGAAGGGUUUUUUAAGUUGAUCUCUAAUUUUCAGACACAAUCAGAACCUGCAUACUGUGGAUUGGCUACUUUAGCCAUGAUCUUGAAUGCACUUUCUAUUGAUCCCGGGAGAAAAUGGAAAGGUCCAUGGAGGUGGUUCGAUGAAUCGAUGCUAGACUGCUGUGAGCCUUUGGAAAAGAUUAAAGCCGAAGGCAUUUCCUUUGGGAAGGUUGUGUGCUUGGCUCACUGUGCUGGAGCAAAAGUCGAAGCUUUUCGCACAAAUCAAAGCAAUCUUGAUGAUUUCCGAAGGCAUGUGAUCGCAUGCUCCACUUCUGAUGAUUGUCAUGUGAUCUCAUCAUAUAACAGAGGGACUUUUAAACAGACAGGUAGUGGACAUUUUUCACCUAUCGGUGGCUAUCAUGCCAAAAGGGACAUGGUGUUAAUUUUGGAUGUUGCGCGCUUUAAGUAUCCUCCUCAUUGGGUUCCACUUACACUCCUGUGGGAAGCCAUGGAUACCUUUGAUCAAGCAAGUGGAUUUCGUAGAGGAUUCAUGCUAAUAUCCAGGCUUCACCGGUCACCGGCUCUACUUUAUACCCUGAGUUGUAAGCAUGAGAGCUGGAUCAAGAUUGCAAAGUAUUUGGUUGAAGAUGUUCCAACAUUGUUAAGUUGUAAGGAUGUAAAAGAUGUGAAGGAUGUUCUCUCGAUCGUUUUCAAUUCUCUCCCAUCAAAGUUUCUUGAAUUUAUCAAGUGGGUAGCGGAAGUUAGGCAACGAGAAGAUGGUGGUCAAAGUCUAAGUUCCGAAGAGAAAGAAAGGCUUGCCGUCAAGGAAGAGAUCUUGAAACAAGUACAAGAGAUUCGUCUAUAUAAGCACGUGACGGAUUUCCUGUUUACUGGGAACUCGGGCUCAUGCAAAGAAUCUUGUUUAACCAAUAUCGCAGAUAGCAUAUGUUGCCAGGGUGCAGGAUUCUUGGAAGGAAACAACGGAUCCGCCAAAGGAUUUUGCUGCCGAGAAACAUGUGUGAAUUGCAUAAAGGCCAAUGGAGACACAUCCGUUACAGUCGUCUCAGGGAUGGUGACCAAUGGCACCGGCAUUCAACAAGUGGACGUGCUUGUCCCUUCUUCAUCUUCAAAAACCUCGGGGGCGUCCAACAGCUAUGGACUAAGUGGUUGCAUUGGGAUGCACCCGGCAAGCAAUGACGUUCUCACGGUGCUUUUAUUAGCAUUGCCGCCACAAACUUGGUUCGGGAUCAAAGACGAGAAGCUUUUGCAGGAAAUGAGUAGCCUUGUUUCUAUAGACAACCUUCCUACUUUGCUUCAAGAAGAGAUUAUGCACUUGCGUGGUCAACUCUACAUUCUCAAGCGAUGCAAGGAUGAUGAGGCAGAGGAAGAUUUUGGCGCGCCACUUUUCUAGCGUAGUUUUUGAUAGAGGUACUCUUGAUGCCGAUUUUUCGUGUAUACUACUCAAUUGUGUACAGAAUAUUGUUAUCGAGACCGGCUAGAGGUGCCUAUUAAGAAUGUAACAUUUUCUUGUAGGUUAUGUAACAAUUCAAAAACUUUUAUAUAGAAAA